GAAAGCGAUGACGAAGCUGACCAGGAUGAACAUGCGUUCGAUCAUCCUUCGACGUACGUGGAGCAGCCAUGGAUAUGGAUUCCGCACGAUGUGCUGGGGUUGAGCAAGGUGCUGGUGGAUGAUCUGAAGAAAGCGGGCGUGGAGGCGAGUGAUGCAGGUGCUAUGAUGGACCGGAAGGGGGUGGUUGAGGUUACUAGAAAUCCUCCUGAUGAAGAUUGGGCGGGCGGUCAUGAC
Molecule: messenger RNA, 234 nt
Organism: Guyanagaster necrorhizus
Lineage: Eukaryota; Fungi; Basidiomycota; Agaricomycetes; Agaricales; Physalacriaceae
Exons: 1
Source: RefSeq, a predicted model, not a curated record